This is a messenger RNA of Staurois parvus, 468 nucleotides long. The record is from the annotation of a GenBank genome assembly. Lineage: Eukaryota; Metazoa; Chordata; Amphibia; Anura; Ranidae.
GAACACAACCCCUACAGGGAAACUGCCACUACCCACCAUUGCAGCUGCUUUCAAUCAUGCCGCCUCAACCUCCGCAACAUCUCCAGAAUACGCCCCUUUUUAACCAAUGAUACCACAAAGAUCCUACUUCACUCACUGGUCAUCUCUCGCCUCGACUACUGCAACUCCCUCCUCUCCAUCAUGAAUACGGCUGCCAGGCUCAUCCACCUUACCAACCAUUCAGUGUCUGCUACCCCUCUAUGCCAAUCCCUCCACUGGCUUCCACUCAGUGUCUGCCACCCCUCUCUGCCAAUCCCUCCACUGGCCUCCACUCAGUGUCCUCCAUCCCUCUCCGUUAAUCCCUCCACUGGCCUCCACUCAGUGUCCUCCAUCCCUCUCUGCCAAUCCCUCCACUGGCCUCCACUCAGUGUCCUCCACCCCUCUCUGCCAAUCCCUCCACUGGCCUCCACUCAGUGUCCUCCAUCCCUC